Rhincodon typus (whale shark) is the source of this 5036-nucleotide messenger RNA. RefSeq names its product NLR family CARD domain-containing protein 4. The transcript has 9 exons. Gene Ontology annotation, biological process: regulation of apoptotic process; defense response to bacterium; detection of bacterium. NCBI's taxonomy places the organism in Eukaryota, Metazoa, Chordata, Chondrichthyes, Orectolobiformes, Rhincodontidae. Bases 181 to 3312 code for a protein of 1043 amino acids. The record is from RefSeq and is a predicted model, not a curated record.
UGACUUGAAGGAGUGGAGACACACAGAUAGAGAGACUGGGCACGGAGAGCACAUCGGCGCUUGAUGCACAUUUGCUAAGGGACAAAACGUAGCCGCCACCUCUGUGGAAAUAAACAGAUACAGCUCUUCUGUCAUGACAUCUCCAACUUAUUAAUAGGUCUUCAUUGACUAAGAGAUACCAUGGAUUUCGUUCGAGAACGACGUUCUGAACUGGUUCAAAGAAUGGGAAGACAGGUAAUCGACCAGAUGGUUGAUAAACUUUACGCCAUUGGAGUUCUAAACACUGAAGAGAAAGAUUUGAUUCAGGGAACAUUGCUGUCUCAGGAAAAAGCCAGGGUGAUUCUUGGCUACAUUGAGAACAAGGGAACAGCUGCAUGUGAACUAUUUUUGGACUACCUCAAGUGCUACGACCAGUAUCUCUUUCAGGACCUGAAAUGCACAAAUAUCCAGAAAUACACAGAGAAGGACGUUGAAAUGAUUGCUGAAGAUUUACGGAGACUUUAUCUAUCUUCAGCUUUUCAAAAGUUCCAUCCCCUCGGCGAGGAAAUAGACAUCAUUUUCGAUCUGGAAACCACCUUUUCAGAUGCUGUGUUCUGGAAAAAAAACACAAGCAACCGCACAAUAAACCAACUACAGUUCCAGGACCUUUUGGGUGAACUAAAAGACCUAACAGUGAUUGAAGGUGAAGCUGGCAAAGGUAAAACAACUGUUUUGAAGAGAAUCGCAUCUCUCUGGGCUUCUGGCAAACACUCCUCACUCAAUGGUUUUAAAUUAGUUUUCUUUAUUAGCCUCAGGAGUAUGCAGAAAGGAUUGUACGAAAGCAUCUGUGAACAGCUUCUUAGGGAACCGUACAGUGUGGACAGUGCAACAUUCAUGAAAAUCAUAGAGACGCUGGAGCGAAAAGUGCUGUUUUGCUUGGAUGGUUUUGAUGAAUUUAAGCCCCAAGAUUAUCCUGAGACUGCCAGGCUCUUCACAAAGAAUGUCCAGUACAAGCACUCCGUGGUUUUAACAACACGAACUGAGACCCUGAGCCAGGUUCGAAGCUAUGCUGAUCUCCUAGUGAAAAUAGGAGACCUGAGUUACAGCAGUGCUCAAAUGCUGAUGGAAAAUGUCCUUGAGGAAUCCUUGGCCAAAAGUUUAUUGAUUCAACUUGAGCAAUCGAGUACUAUGAAGGAGAUGAUGAAGACUCCACUCUUUGUAGUGAUCGCAUGUGCCAUCCAAAUGGGGGAUGAUGACUUCAUUCCAAAGACACAAACAGCAUUGUUCCAUACCUUGCACAAGCUAAUGAUCAAUAAAAAUCAAUACAAAACCAGAGACUUGCCAGAAGAAUACAUUAUUGAGAGCAUAAAACAUUGUGGAGACUUGGCUUUGGAUGGAGUCUUUAAGUCCAAGUUUGAUUUUACCAUAGAGGACUUGUCGUCUCAGAAAGAGGAAAGGCUGCUGUUGGCAGCAGGCCUCCUGAAUAAGUAUGGUGCUCAGAGACUGAAACCAGUUUACAGAUUCUUUCACAAAUCCUUUCAGGAGUACACUGCAGGCAGGAGGCUACAUGAACUGUUAACAUCAAGCUCAGCAACAGAGGUUUCCAGAGGGCAGAUGUAUUUACAGAAAAUUGGAACUAUCUCAGACAUCACCUUCAAAUACCAGAAUCUACUUCAAUAUACAUGUGGAUCAUCCAAAGAUGCUGCUGCUGAAGUAUUCAAGUACAUUGUAAGUGUUAAGGACCAUGGAACACUCCUGCAGUUCCUUAAUGACAAUGAAGAUGGUGUGAAUGUAGAAACCCAGAUGCAAAGUUCAGAGGAAGUAGAGAGACUUAAAGUCCUAAACAUGAACACGCUUGUUGAACGUGGCCUGACGUUUGUCUAUGAAAGCCGAUCUGAAUCUGCUCUGGCUGGAGAGUUUGAAACUUUUCUGCAAGACAAAACACUCCAUAUCAAUUCCCAUUUUAUACCAGAUUACCUUUUCUAUUUUUUUGAACAUUUGCCGACCUGUUUAAGAGCUUUAGGUCUCAUUAAACUUGACUUUUUUGGAAACUUCACUUCUUCAAGUCUAAAUGAAAUCAAGAAAACUGAGAGUGAAAAUCAAGCACAGAGUGUAACUCAGGCACUAAUACCUGAGCCUGCCAUUAAACUCUUCUAUGAAACACCCUGGAAUCAGUCCUUUAACACAUUGCAAAUCACCAUGAGAGAUUUUCCAGGCUUAAAACCAAGGGAGAUCAAGUGCAUUGGUAAAAUCUGUUGCUCUGCUUCAGCUUUAAUACUAUAUAUAAGCAAAAGUGCAGGAAUUACAGGAAAACUUCAUAAAAUUCUGAAUACAUGUGCACGGAAUGUGCAGGAUCUGGUUAUCGAAUCCACACCAUUAACGGAGGAAGAUGAACAACAAAUAGUGAAGAUGACCCAAUUAAAGACAUUGCACCUGACUGAUCUCCAAACAGAACAUAGAAAUGGAGGAUUCAUUAAUGGGAUACAUUGCUUGAAAAACAUUGAAAAGCUGGUACUAGAAAAUGUGAAAAUGAAUGAUGGUGACAUUAAAAAAAUAGCUGAAAGCCUGAAGAACUUGAGCAGUAUCUCGGUGUUCCAUCUAUCCGAGCUGACAGGACUUGGCAAUGGAAUCGAGCAACUUGUCACCGAAUUAAGCAGUGGUAACUGCAGCCUCCAAGAAAUUAAACUGGCCAGCUGCUGUCUGACAGGGAGUGCCAUCAGAACACUUGCUCAAAAUCUGCACAAGUUGGAAACGUUGGAAGUCCUUGAUCUAUCAGGAAAUAACCUAGAAGAGCAAGCCGUCAAUGCAGUCACCAUAUUAUUUGAUCAGCUAACAGUUGUAUUGGGUUUAAAGGUGCUGAUGCUGCCUUUUGGAUCCAAUGUCAACACUUGCUUUGAUAAGCUGGUGAACCAACUCAAAAGCCUAACCAAUAUGACCAAGUUAGGUCUGCAGAAAUGGAAUCUGAAUGACACAGACCUUCUCAAACUAACUUCCCUGAUAACCAGUGGACAUCUGGAAAACCUUCAGUGCUUGGAUCUUGCAAAGAAUUCAGUGACCAACAAAGGCUGGAUAGCAUUUUUUGAAACCCUGAGGACAAGUGAAACCAGCUGUCUUUACAAGUUGACAUCAUUGGAUUUUAGCAGCCAAGAGGAACUAUAUCCUGAAGCAUUCAUGGUGAAGGAAUUUGUCCAGUGGAUAGUAAAGCUACAUUUUAUUCAUGAAGUUGUACUCGUCAACUGGAUGUUUGAUGAAAAUGAUCUGAAUAUGAUUAAGAAUGCAAAAGCAGCCCAAAAACGAGAAUUUCGAUUAAGGCUUACAGACACAUACAAGUGACAGUCAGCAAAUGGAGUUGAGACAUCCCUGAAUUUUAUUCAAACUGUAAACCAUUUUGUUAAAAAAAAACAGUUUUUUUCAUAAUUAAAAUGUUGGUUUUCUAUUUCAAAUAAAUGAAGGGGUCUUUUUGGGCCUUAGGAACAUAGGAAAAAUCACGGAAACAUUUAAAGAUUCAAGUCUGUCCAGACAUUUGGUUACAACAUGGCUGAUCUGCAUUAAACUCUAUCUGCUUUAGUUCUUUGCCCUUAAUAGUUUGUCUAACAAAAAUCCCACUCUUGUAAUUUCAAUUUAGUAGUUCCAACAAAUUUUUGAGGGACAGGUUUCUCAAUUACCGCUACCCUUUGUGUGAAGAAGUGUAGCCAGACAUCAACUGUGAAUGAGCUAGCUCCAAUUUUAAAGUUUUCCCCAUGUUUUACAUGCCCUCUUCCCAACCAGAAUUGAAAUAAUUUCUCUCUAUACUCUCAAUUCCUUCAACAUUCAUCUUCUAAACUCAAGCGAUAAAAAACCUCUUUAAUUAUAACUUGUUCUGAGUGAAUGUGAGAAAUGCUUCAAGCCCAUACUGUGCAUGUGAGGCCUUUCAGCUAGUUCUGGCUAGUGUAUAUCAAUACACUGAAACUUCCUCUAUGUAAUAUUAACAACAUAUUGAUCAGAGAAGAUCCUCCCAUUUUAAGAGAAUGGCAAAGGAAAGCCUGAAAGUCAUCCUUGUGUGGUUUCUGUUCCCUACCAUUAGGAACUUUCUAAUAGCUAUGAGGGAUGAUUGGAACAAUUAGAUACUGGGAUAUCACUGUGGGAUAAGAGAUGGGGCUAAUUGCAUCAGGAGGUGUGCGUAAAUAAGUGUAUAGUGAGACAAGGAGCUGUCUUUCACUGCCAAGUUAAGCAAUGUGAUGAAAUGACAAGAGUAAGUCCUGGAAAUGCUCACAACAUCUAGUAACAUCUAUGCAGAGAGAUGCUAUCAGAACUGCUGAGUAUUUCCAGCAGUUUUGCCACUUUGAUUUUAGAUUUCUAACAUUUCACAAUAUUUUUCUUACAUAAACUAUCUGAAGCAGCGUGGCAGCAUCAAGGCAGGACUUCAAAGAACUGAAGGCCAGUGACUUGUGUGCUGCAGGCAGGGUAUCUCAAUGAUCAAGAUGUGCAUUUGUAAGUCAACCCUCAGAUACAAUGUAGCAGGGAGUACAGAGGCAUGCAGUAGAAUUGUGACCGGACAGGUGGAGUUGGAGCAGGAAAUAGAAGAGCCAGUGAGCCACUCCUGGGGCAGCUGCUGCAGAGAGAACUGUGCACCAAAGCUUGAAAUAACAUGAGGUACAAUUCUGUUUUUGAUGCAAUUGCCAAUGUGCUUAAAAUGGCACCGAUCUUCCAAGACUCCACUUGUAUUGUAUAAUUGUGAGCAUAUCUUUCUCCUUGGAACCGGUGCAAUCAGGCAGCUUGACAGAGUACAUGUGAUUCACUGCCGACAUUAUGGUCAGCAUGGACUGGUUGGACAAAACGGUCUGCUUCCAUGCUGUAUGACUCUAUAGGAUGGGUCUACCAAAAAGUGAUAAACUGCUGCAGUUUUUCUAAAUAAAAUGAGCUCAUCAUACAAAAAUUGUAUUUUUAAUACACAUUCAUAAGUGAAUAACCUGAUAUUGAUGAAAUAGUUUUUAAAAUGACUAUACUGAACCAUUUAUUAUUUUAAUUUAUGUAUGCUGAAUGUAUCUUUGUAAAUUAAAUGUUUUAAUUUUUCAGGA